Molecule: messenger RNA, 1164 nt
Organism: Drechmeria coniospora
Lineage: Eukaryota; Fungi; Ascomycota; Sordariomycetes; Hypocreales; Ophiocordycipitaceae
Product: Pyridine nucleotide-disulfide oxidoreductase, NAD-binding domain protein
Exons: 1
Coding region: 1-1164 (387 amino acids)
Cellular component (GO): cytoplasm
Molecular function (GO): flavin adenine dinucleotide binding; electron-transferring-flavoprotein dehydrogenase activity
Source: RefSeq, a predicted model, not a curated record
AUGAAGACCAUCGUCGUCCUCGGGGCCGGCCUCGCCGCCGCGCCCCUGAUUCGCCAAAUCAUGCGCACCGCCGUCCUCACCCGCAAGGAUUUACGGAUGAUCGUCGUCGCUCCCAACACGCACUUUCAUUGGCCAAUCGCCAUGCCCCGUGUCGUCGUUCCCGGCCAGAUGGCGGACGAGAAAGUCAUGUACCCGCUCGACACCAUCUUCGGCCAGUAUCCGGCCGACAAGUUCGAGUUUGUCCUCGGCAAGGCCAGCACCCUCGACCCGUCCGGCCGCCUCAUCACCGUGGCGCUGAACGCUGGCGGCGUCCAGAGCGUCGCUUACGACACUCUCAUCGUCGCGACAGGAUCUUCAGCCAAGGACGACAUGCCGUGGAAGACUCUCGGCACGACCGACAAGACGGUGGAGACGCUGCGGAGGUUGCAAAAGGACAUCCGAGACGCAAAGACCAUCGUUGUCGCCGGCGGCGGCCUCACUGGGGCGGAAACUGCGGGCGAACUCGGCUUCGAGUAUGCCAAGGACGGCACGAAGGAGGUGUACUUCAUCCACAACAGAGACCUGCCACUGUCGCCGCCUGUCCUGCACAGUGUCAGGAAGCAGAUCAAGGUGGAGCUCGAGAAGAUGAAGGUCAAGGUCGUGGCCAACACAACCGUCACCAAGGUCACCAAGUCGAGUGGCGGCGACACGGUCCUCGAGCUUCGCGAGGCAGACGGCAGCACGAGGACGCUGCGGACGCAGGCGUACGUGCCAACGACGGGCCUCACGCCCAACACGUCCUUUGCGCCCGCGAGCAUGCUCGAUGACGGCGGUUUCAUCAAGCAGACGACGCACCUGCAAGCCGAGGGUUACGACGACAUAUUCGUCAUUGGCGACGCAGGCAGUCUCGAGGUAUCCAAGGCCUACAUCGCCGAGGCGCAAAUGGUGCACCUCGUCAAGGCACUACCAGUCUACCUCGACGGCGGCAAGAUGGCCGAAUACAAGGUGAACAGCAAGGAGAUGGUCGGCAUAACGCUUGGCCGCAGCAGGGCGACGGGCCAGAUGGGCAAGUUUAGGGUGUUUAGUUUCCUGAUUUGGUACAUGAAGGGGCGCUUCCUCGGCACCGACUACGCGGGACUGUACGCUGCGGGGAAGAAGACGAUGAUGACGACGUUUGAGAAGUGA